This is a messenger RNA of Anthonomus grandis grandis, 2765 nucleotides long. Its product is annotated as sphingomyelin phosphodiesterase 4. The transcript is spliced from 11 exons. Gene Ontology annotation, biological process: glycerophospholipid catabolic process; ceramide biosynthetic process; sphingomyelin catabolic process. Gene Ontology annotation, molecular function: sphingomyelin phosphodiesterase D activity. The coding region runs from base 132 to 2660 and encodes 842 amino acids. The record is from RefSeq and is a predicted model, not a curated record. NCBI's taxonomy places the organism in Eukaryota, Metazoa, Arthropoda, Insecta, Coleoptera, Curculionidae.
AGACUUUGUGAGGUUAGAAUUCCCUUUGUUUACGUUUUGUAUUAUACGACUUUACCCGCAAAAUUUACAUUUUCCAAAAUCCUUGUAAAAUACUUCUCAUCUUCUUAAUAUUAUUGAUGAAAUGAGACAACAUGUACUCUAAAGAUUACGAUAAUUUCAUGAGUCGCGUCCAGCAUGCCCUAAAACGUUCAGUACGAGCCAGAUGUGCCGAACUCACAGUCCUCUUAGACCGAGCCAGCCUAUUGGAGCUCCACAACUUUUUCCCAAUUUUAAUCGAUAACAUUUUUGGCCCCCAAGGGACAGUAUGCUGGGGCCUCAGAAACAGCACAGAAAUGGCCGGAGAGGAUUUUAGGCAGCUGCAUUAUUUUUUGUCCCCAUGCGGGCCAGUUUUCAGGUUGAUCUAUGCUCUCCUAAAGGAUCCCAACAUUAAGUAUGAGUUUUCUUUGGCUUAUUUACCGAUGAAAGUGAGACAGGCCUUAGAACUACCCUCAGUCAACCCAUUUUACACAGAACUGAUUAAUAUUAGCCCACAAACUAAGAGAAUAACUUCAUUGUUACUAAACCCAUUCGAUUAUUACUUCUUCCAUUUUGCUUACCAUCUAAUAAACCCAUGGCAACAGAGAGCAGGGUCUUCGGUAACUUCUUGGAAUACUGUAUAUUAUACAUUAUGUUGUGACUAUAUUCUGCACUUUUUGCCCACUGAUCCUGCAGCUAAAAUUUUGCCAGAAAUUUACUAUAAUGGGAAGAACCCUCAAAGGCAAAUCUCACCACCAGCAAGCAUCCAAUCCUCCCCAAGAGGAAGACUGGGCCUAUCGAACCCAAUACCUUUUGGUAGAGAUGACACAAAAACUUUAAACAUCCACAAUUACCACCCUCGGAAUGAAAUCUGGAGAAGUGAGACUGUACUGACUGUUUUAACUGAUAUGUGGAUGUGUAAUGACUCAGUCAAUCAAACAUUAUCCACUAGUGAUCUGAAUAACUCAAUUGGGACCAAAUCUAUGAGGAUGCACUAUAAUGAACUGCCCACCGGGGAAUACAUGAGAAUAGUGAGGGUGUUAAUAAAACAACUCCAUGCCUUCUCGGACAGUGCCAAAGCCGAUGAUACUUAUCUAUGUGCAUUAAAAAAAGUCGCUUUGCCAAUGAUCCAGGGAAAGUUUUAUGUUUUUUUGAGGAAUUUGAUCCAUAGGUGGCCUCUGGAUGGGAGUUUUAGGUUGGUGCUGGAGCUGUGGCUGACUUAUAUACAGCCAUGGAGGUAUCCGGCCAAUAAUAUAAUCAAACAAAUAAAUAAACCGUUAAUAAACCCAGACAUAGAGGACCUCAAUGUGGGCAAGGAAAAGCAACAACUGAACCCAACUCCAGACCACAAAAACUUUAUAGCGGAAAAUCUUUUAUGUUAUGUGGUGAUUUUAGAACAAUUACUACCGAGGUUCUGUAGGGUCGAUCUGGUCAGUCCCAAAAUGUCUUUGAUGCUUUAUAGGAUAACUAAGGUAUUUGAUCAACCAAACCUCCCGGAUUAUUUAAAGGAAAUCGAGGCAUGCGUGGAGAACAGGCAACCAUCUCCCAGCCAUAAGAAGUACUUUGAUAUGCCUAGUGAUUUACCGUCAGCAUCUCCGAUAGACAAUUGGUCCACCACGUUGCCCAUGUCACCAAUUCCCGUGAAUAAUAACAGAAACUUUGACUUCCAACAAAACAACGCAUCGAUGCUGAGCAGCACAAUGAUCCACUUGGACAAGAAAUGGGUGAACAUCACUAGACAAAAAAUAUUCGAGCUCGAAGGGCCGAACUUUUGCUACAAACCGCUUUUCACGCAACCGCCCGCGCCGGAAGUCCUCGAGUUAAUCGGUCAAAUAAAGAAAUCGAUAAGACAGGCCCAGGACCUGAUCGGAUGGCAGGAACAAGAGGAGAAGAAAAUGUACUCGGGUCUAUGGGGUUCCGUUAAAUAUUUCUUACAGUCGCACGCAUCCAAUGACGAAUUCACUUUGGACGAGAGGAGAAAAGUACCCGUUUACUUGGAGGUUUCCCUGAAUAAUUUACGGGAUUUAUUUCAGGUGGAUGAGGGGGGUGUUCCGGAAGAGCCUGAAACCUCAACGAUCUCCAACGGGAACGGAUUUGAAAUGUCCAACGAUUUCAAGUUCCUCACGCCUGAGAAGGUGAGGAGUCGACUGAAGACUAUUAAAUACGAUGGAGAUCCCGAUUUGUUGCCCAUAAGGAGUGACGAGUGUACGUUUUUGGUUCGUGCGCUCUAUCAGUUUGCUCAGAAAGUCAACGAGAAUUUUGGUCAGACGUUCUACCAGCUCUACCACAACCCAAACUACCCCGGCAGACUGGCCCGUCAAUUCCUGCUACCGCCAAUGACCGUUCACAAGUACGAUAAAUCCGUAGUGGGGUCGCCGAACAGGGUGAACAUCCACUUACCGCCCCGCGUUACUUUUCGCCAUUUUGCCAGCUACAGAUUUUUAACUUAUUUGCUACUCGGUGUCUUUGUAGCCUGGCUGUUCAACUACAGGUUGGACACUUAUUUGUUCUUCGUCUUGUUUUUGUUUUUCGUUUAUAAGUUAAUUAGGGCGAUCCCUAAGGAUAACCCGAUGGACGGUUCCGGUAUUAGGCACGGAUACCCCACCCAGGGGUUCGGUAAUAUAAGUUUUAACGAUUCGUUUUAAGGUUAAUAAUUUUUUGUAUGGAAAUGAUUUAAGGCCCAAAUAUUGGAUUUAUGUCGCGUCUUUUGGUUGUUUUUUUAAUGAAUAAAGUAUUUUUUAUUACUGGAA